This is a messenger RNA of Pichia kudriavzevii, 468 nucleotides long. RefSeq lists its product as uncharacterized. The transcript has 2 exons. Gene Ontology annotation, cellular component: ribosome; cytosolic small ribosomal subunit. Gene Ontology annotation, molecular function: structural constituent of ribosome. Bases 1 to 468 code for a protein of 155 amino acids. The record is from RefSeq and is a predicted model, not a curated record. NCBI's taxonomy places the organism in Eukaryota, Fungi, Ascomycota, Pichiomycetes, Pichiales, Pichiaceae. Gene Ontology annotation, biological process: translation.
AUGACCACUGAAUUAACCGUCCAAUCUGAAAAGGCUUUCCAAAAGCAACCACACAUCUUCACCAACCCAAAGGCUAAGGCUACCAGAAGAACCAAGAGAUGGUACAAGGAUGUUGGUUUAGGUUUCAAGACCCCAAAGUCUGCUAUUGAAGGUACCUACAUUGACAAGAAGUGUCCAUUUGUCGGUACUGUCUCUAUCAGAGGUAAGAUUUUGUCUGGUACUGUUGUUUCUACCAAGAUGCACAGAACCAUCAUUAUCAGAAGAGAAUACUUGCACUACAUUCCAAAGUACAACAGAUACGAAAAGAGACACAAGAACUUAGCUGCUCACGUUUCUCCAGCUUUCAGAGUCCAAGAAGGUGAUGUUGUCACUGUCGGUCAAUGUAGACCACUUUCUAAGACUGUUAGAUUCAACGUCUUAAAGGUUGUCACUUCUGCUUCCGGUUCCAAGGGUUUCGAAAAAUUCUAA